Messenger RNA from Corticium candelabrum, 1169 nucleotides. Its product is annotated as ADP/ATP translocase 3-like. NCBI's taxonomy places the organism in Eukaryota, Metazoa, Porifera, Homoscleromorpha, Homosclerophorida, Plakinidae. Gene Ontology annotation, molecular function: ATP:ADP antiporter activity. The coding region runs from base 85 to 999 and encodes 304 amino acids. The transcript is spliced from 3 exons. Gene Ontology annotation, biological process: mitochondrial ADP transmembrane transport; mitochondrial ATP transmembrane transport. The record is from RefSeq and is a predicted model, not a curated record. Gene Ontology annotation, cellular component: mitochondrial inner membrane.
GCGACUUCUGUGACGUCAACACGUGGUGUCCUCGUGGUUGUCGGCUUACUGUCUCCUUCAUUUUCCUCUCACUCUAGUCGUAAAAUGGGCGAAGUACAACGCAAAAAGGGCUUCGAUCCUGUCUCUUUCGGCAAGGAUCUACUAGUAGGUGGCGUCGCAGCCGCCAUUUCGAAAACAGCCGUCGCUCCCAUUGAACGGGUCAAGCUCAUUCUUCAAGUACAACAUGCUUCAACUCAAAUCACGGAAGCGCAGCGUUAUAAGGGCAUUGUCGACUGUUUCGUGCGCAUUCCUCGCGAGCAGGGCUUCUUCUCACUUUGGCGUGGCAAUUUCGCCAACGUCCUGCGUUACUUCCCGACGCAGGCUCUCAAUUUUGCAUUCAAGGACACGUACAAGUCCUGGUUUCUCGACGGUGUCGACAAGAAGAAGCAGUUCUGGCGCUACUUUGCUGGGAAUUUGGCAUCCGGUGGCUUGGCCGGUGCUACAUCGCUCUGUUUCGUGUAUCCGUUGGACUUCGCGCGUACACGUCUUGCUGCUGACAUCGGGAAAGGAGCCUCUGAUCGGCAGUUCAAUGGGUUAGGAGACUGUCUGGUGAAGAUUGUCCGCAGUGACGGGGUUCGCGGUUUGUACCAAGGAUUCUUCGUUUCCGUUCAGGGUAUUAUCAUCUACCGAGCUGCUUACUUCGGUUUCUUCGACACCGUCAAGGGCAUGCUCCCCAGCAACAUCAAGCCCAACUUCUUCCUCUCCUGGGCCAUCGCUCAAACGGUCACCACAGUCGCCGGAAUCAUCUCCUACCCGUUUGACACUGUCCGUAGGCGCAUGAUGAUGCAGAGCGGGCGAUCUGAUGUCCUAUACAAGGGCACCAUCGACUGCUGGAGAAAGAUCUACCAGAACGAAGGCGGCCGAGCGUUCUUCAAGGGUGCAUUCUCAAAUGUCCUUCGUGGCACUGGAGGAGCUCUAGUAUUGGUGCUGUAUGAUGAAAUCAAGAAGUACUUAACUUAACUUAAGCAUAUAGUAGCGCACGCUGACUUUAGUUGGUACGUAAUUAUGAUGGGUUGAGAUCUAUGUAUUUUUCAGCGAAGGAUUAUGUGAUAGUAUGGUGAUUUGGUCAGCGUAUUCGUGUUCGGGAUACACCUGGGUAUUCUUAUAUGCAACAAACUUGUGGAAGCAAC